CCGCCCCGGGCGUCCUGUGGGGUCCACGAACCCGCCCAAGACGGCCUAUGAGGCCCCAAUCCGUAGCCAUUUUGGCUCAAGGUCCUCAUGUGCUCCACAGCGCAUAGCUUUCCCAUGCGAGCGACCUUCCAGAUACAAUCAAUCGAGCGAUCUGACUGAUUCAGGGCAGCAUGCCAACGAUUGCUCUGCGAUUGGUUGCCUGUGUUGCCCAGCUGUCGAGAAUGGCCGCUGAUGUAACCUGCUUUGGCGGCAAUGGCAAUUUUAUUCAAGACCAGUGGCCUUUCUGUAAGAAGGUGCACGACGAUGUAUUGAUUUAUUAUGGGCCCAGUGCGGAGGGAAGCUUCCUGAAGCUCGGACUUUACGCUGCUGGGCACAGUGGUUGGAGUGCGUUGGCGUUUGCUGGCAACGGCGGCAUGAAAGGGGCCCAGCAAUUUGUAGUGCGGCAGGAAGGCGGCACUUGGAUAGCCGAGGAGCGCUACUCCACAGACUACGCACCUCCACAAAUGCAGGAAACGCAGGACCUGACAUUGAUCUUCGCCAGCGAGGAGAAAGGCGGAACUGCAUGGGGUUUGCUACUGCCUCGGAUCUCCUGCGGUGCUGGCGACAGGUACCCCGUUGAAGAUGUGAGCCGCUGGAUGCACUGGGCACUGGGUAGCUCCCACAGCUUCGCAUACCACAGCAGUAAGCGUGGCCAGUUUCAUGUCAACUUGCUCUCAGGGCCUUCGACGCUUCCGGAUCUGCCCAGCUUGGAGGAAGUGGACGUGCUGAUGCCAGAUGUCGACGUGGUGCUCGGGAAGGGAGGCAAUGAUCCUACGAACCCUUAUAUUUGUGGUAUCUUCGAUCUCGCACAACUUUUGCCAGCUAACAGGAGUGUCUUGGAUAAGCACCACGUCGUCAAGUUUGUGCCGAAGUUAUCCGCGAGCAGCGAACAGUAUGUCCAUCACAUGAUAUUGUAUAGUUGUGACAGUGCUGCCGCUGCCUUAUACGAUAAGUAUGUAUCACACAAUCAGGUGAUCGGUGAUUGCAGAAGCAUGCCGCCAGCUUGCAACGCAUUGAAAUGGGCCUGGGCCGUUGGGAGCGAAGACGUUGUACUCCCUGCAGACGUGGGCAUGCCGUUUGGUCAGAACGUGCGCUGGUUGGCACUGCAGAUGCACUAUCACAACCCGUUGCUGGUCGCAGGCGUCAAGGACAGCAGCGGCGUCAUGAUGAUUUUCAGCGAUUCUCUCCGCACCCACGACGCUGCAGUCUUCGACCUCAACGGGGGCACCAGCCCGAAUCAUCGCAAUCCAUUGCCAGCCGGCCAGGCAGAUAUCACUCUGAGCACCGUUACCGUCCCAGAGCAGUGCACGAACGCUUGGGACGUACCCAGUAUCAACGUGCUGGGUGUGCUUUACCAUGGCCAUCUCGUCGGCAAGAGCUUCGGUAUUGAUAUCACCAGCAGCGCAGACGGAAGCUAUCGUGGGACGCUCCGUCAGGAGAAGAGGUACGAUUUCAACCACCAGAACUUUGAACCGCCCUUGUUGAACACUAUUUCUAGAGGAGACGAGCUAACGCUUACAUGCAAGUAUGAUACGUCCUCGAGAACAGAGCCUACUGAGUUCGGGGAUGCAACGAAAAAUGAGAUGUGCUGGGGUGCCUUCAUGUAUUAUCCUGCUCAGAUGAUGACAGGUGCAAUGAUCGAUAAGGGGAGCGUCCUAACAACCCUUAUGGGGAAAAAAAGUAUACGAUGUGCGGGGGUGGGCCAGCUGUCGUAUACAGCGCCAGUGGUGGCUCCGCCUGCGUGCAUGCAACUGGGCGAUUUGAGUUCAGUUCGCGCCAGCAAUAUUUUAAGCACCAUGACGGCCGACCUCCCGGCGACCUGGAUUUCAAAAUAUACAACGACCACGACGAUGAGGAAGACACCAGACUUGCGGGCCAGUUUAACGUCGUCACCAGCUCCGACGUGCUCAUGCGUACUUUCUGUGAUCGGCGCGUUUGUUCUGCAUGGCCUUCUACAUGCAUCCACAAUGUAGUUUGCCAUUUGCCGGUAGACGUUAGCCGCUGUGAAUUGUAGCAUUCCUGACUUGGUGCUUGUUCUCGCAGAACGGACCGCAGACGCCCCAACGGUGUUCCAACGAGCUCCCCAGCAGUGCUUACACUUAUGGCGGUCCGCGACAGCUACGGAGCCCUGUAGGGGCGACGUGCUGGACAGGACCUCCGACUGCUGGCUCAUGGACUUCGAGCUCCGCGUCGAGGUCCUCUACUGACAAAUGCUUUCGUUUUCCUCGUGCGCAGUCGUGGUCGUGCAGACCCGUCUGCGUGUUGUUCUGGUGUGCAGGUAGCCGGAUAGCCGCUGCUGAUUUUCUUGCGACGCACGGACCGCGCACCGCUCGUCGUUUUCAGCGAGCGUUUUCCUGCGAUCCACGUCUGGGCAGCAGCGCAUCCUUAUUGUGGGCGUCCGUUCGUCUCGUGCUCGGCAGGUUCUUUUCCAUUGAUCUGGGCGAACCCACAAUCACUCGAUCUGGCUGCAUGAGCGUUGCGCGACCGCGACGCACCAUCUCCGUGCGAAGUAGUGUGCGUGCGCGGCUCAUCCGUGCUCUGAGGCUGGACCUUGGCCUCGAGGCGGACAGGAUCUAAAAAAAAAGACGGCCUAUGAGGCCCCAAAGAC
Molecule: messenger RNA, 2647 nt
Organism: Prorocentrum cordatum
Lineage: Eukaryota; Dinophyceae; Prorocentrales; Prorocentraceae
Source: the annotation of a GenBank genome assembly